Messenger RNA from Saxophila tyrrhenica, 876 nucleotides. RefSeq lists its product as uncharacterized. Gene Ontology annotation, molecular function: catalytic activity. NCBI's taxonomy places the organism in Eukaryota, Fungi, Ascomycota, Dothideomycetes, Mycosphaerellales, Extremaceae. The record is from RefSeq and is a predicted model, not a curated record. The coding region runs from base 1 to 876 and encodes 291 amino acids. The transcript has a single exon.
AUGCCGCUAGAAGUAGCAUCUCAGGUCUCCAGCUCUGGAAUACACUACAUCUCGUGUGGACCUCAGGAUACUGGACCUACCUUGCUAUGCGUCCACGGAUGGGCCUGUAGGAGUGCGGACUUCUUAUAUGUCUUUGACGAAUUCAUCAAGCAUGACUCUGACUUCAGGGCAAUUGCUCUUGACCUUCCCGGCCACGGCUCGUCUUCGACCGAGCACUACCCGACUGCUGGCGUGGACUCGUUUGCCAGAGCAGUGCUGGACCUGAUGGAUGAGCUAUCUCUUGAGAAAAUCGUUCUAGCUGGCCACAGUAUGGGCGUCAGAAUCGUCCUCGAGACAUGGCAGCAGGCUAUGUCCGCGGAGAGACCCCAAGUCCAAGGCCUUUGCUUUCUGGACGGCAGCCACUACAAGUUCCGCAAAUCUCUCUUCGCCUUCGACAGUGGAGAUGCACGCAGCGCAUCUCUGACGGAUGAAGAGAAGCACGAGAAGAUGGCGGAAGCUUUUGAUCGGAUGCUGUCUUCGGCAACGCCAAAGGACUUUCGAGAGGCGGCUAUUGAUCAUGUCAAAGCUAUCGAUCUCCAGUACAGCGAGGACAUGCGCAAAUCGUUUAUUCAGUACGACUACGACAGGACAGACGACGUCAUGGAGAACUUAGGCAAGGCGGACAUGCCGAUACUAAGCAUCCAGGCUACGGAUGUCGAUGAGGAGAAUCAGCGGAGGAUGUUGCAGGAGGGCAAAGACUCAAGGUGGAUGCAGUUUGUGUGUACGAAGGUACCACAAGCAAAAAUGGCUGUAGUGCCGCAAAGUGGGCACUUUCCGCACGUCGACAGGCCGCAGAUUGUGGCAGCGCAUUUGAAGGACUUAAUGCGAAGCCCUUGA